AUGCGUUGUUCCACAGUUCAGUUUCGCGGACUGUUUUUGCUUCUCUCAAUUUUUGUGGUUCAAGAUGAGGCUACUAAGCCACCUUUUACCAUUGAAUUCCAUAACUUUUCCUGUGCACUUCGAGAUCCCAACUGGGUAUUGCAACUCGACUGUAAAUUGCAUCGAAAGCGCAUAUAUCCAUCAAUUUCUGUGGCUUUUAAACUUGCCAAGCAAAUUAAUGAAUAUAAUUUGCUAUAUCAUCUGCAGUUUGUCAAAAAGGAUAAUUCGAAAAAAUCCGUUGGACGCCUCAAACUCGAUGGUUGCAAAUUUCUUGAAUCGUUUUAUAGCAACAAUAUGGUUGGAAAGUUCUUUAAGCGCAUUCAAAGUGUCAGCAAUCUGCCCAAGAAAUGUCCAAUUCCUGGAAAUAAACUUUUGGAGAUACGCAACUAUACUGUAUUACCGGAAGAGUAUCCUCCGUUUGCGCCCGCCGCGACAUUUCAUUUGACUCUCCAGAUCGAACGAGGUGGAAACAUAAUAGCCGAUAUUAUUAAUGAAGGCUCUAUUAGUUAUUAAUUGUCAAGAUAAUUGCAAGCAACCGAAAUAAAAUGCUUCAAAUUAAAUGAAUUAAGUGUAGUAAUUGACACAACUUCUGCUUAAUGUUGCCAAACAUGAGUGAA
Messenger RNA from Drosophila sulfurigaster albostrigata, 656 nucleotides. RefSeq lists its product as uncharacterized. Bases 1 to 552 code for a protein of 183 amino acids. The record is from RefSeq and is a predicted model, not a curated record. The transcript has 3 exons. NCBI's taxonomy places the organism in Eukaryota, Metazoa, Arthropoda, Insecta, Diptera, Drosophilidae.